AUGUGCUCCUCGGACAUCUUUCUCGGCUUCAUUGCCCUCCUAUUCCCGCCCGUGGCCGGUGAGUAUCAUGAUCUGCCCCCCUACUCCUCUACCUGCCCGGGGUUCUUUACUAAUAUCUCCCUGUCCACAGUCUGGGUUAAGCGCGGCAUCUGCAGUGCCGACUCGCUCAUCAACAUCUGCCUCUGCGUCGUCGGCUUCUUUCCCGGUCUCAUCCAUGCUUGGUACAUCAUUGCUAAGUUCCCUGACCCGUGGGACUACGACUACGAGAGCCUAGCCGAGGAGAAUGGCCGUCCCCAGGUAAUCUAUAUCGUCCAGGACCAGCAGCCCCCGAGGCAGCAGCACCAGAUGCACGGCAACGCUGCCCCUUCGCCGUACGGCACCGUCCAGAGCCACGACCAGUCGCAGACCUAUGCUCCCACUCCCGCCGAGGCCGGCAGCAGCUCCCAGCCGCAGCACGAGGGCGUGCCUCCCAGCUACGCCCAGGCGGUUGCUGGUGACCACAAAACCCAGACAAAUUCCUAG
Geosmithia morbida is the source of this 522-nucleotide messenger RNA. RefSeq lists its product as uncharacterized. Bases 1 to 522 code for a protein of 173 amino acids. The record is from RefSeq and is a predicted model, not a curated record. The transcript has a single exon. Gene Ontology annotation, cellular component: membrane. NCBI's taxonomy places the organism in Eukaryota, Fungi, Ascomycota, Sordariomycetes, Hypocreales, Bionectriaceae.